This is a messenger RNA of Leptosomus discolor (cuckoo roller), 4634 nucleotides long. NCBI's taxonomy places the organism in Eukaryota, Metazoa, Chordata, Aves, Leptosomiformes, Leptosomidae. The record is from RefSeq and is a predicted model, not a curated record.
AUCUAAACGCUGUCUUGGAAAAGCAACAUUUACUGGAACAGACACAGAUUUCUGUGCAUCCAUAUUACCACUCCCUGGGAACAGCUCUGUAUGGAGAAGAAAGACCAACUACCAAGAUGCCAGACCCCAUUGCGGUGCCACUAGAUCCAUAUGUCUGGCAGUUUUUACAAAGGGAGGCUAAACUGAUCCAAGACAUAAACCAGGAAAUGUCAAUUUGCCAUUGUGAGCUAAAAUGGCCCCAGACAGACUGUGCACACCCAGAAAUUAUGUUGUGCCCAUCGUCAUCUCUCUCUGAGCAGAAAAAGCCAAUGAUGAAGUUGAUCAAGACAUGGAAGCAAGAUGCUUCUGCUGAGUUCUCAUGUAUCAUGGCACGUUACAUAGCUAUAAAAUGUAAAGUAAAUUCAGUGGAUUGGGGAGACGUGAAAAGCAGAUUGGUGAAAGAUGUUGCUUUGAUCAUAACUGAUAUUUCUGAGGAGAUGGUGGUGAUUGCAGGUAACAGAGCAGCAGUGGACAGUGCAGAGAAAGAAGUGAGUGAAUGCAUGGAAAAAGCUAUGAAGCAAAGUGAAAGGGAAAAACAAAGCAUAGAAAUUUCUGUGUCAGUGACCCAAGGGAAGUAUGCUGUUCUGCACAAUGCUGGGCUAGAAGAGAAUAUUCACAAAGAAUAUCCAUGCUUAAAGAUCUUUUAUGAUGACAUAAAAAAAACUGUUCAGUUGUGUGGAUUACCUGCAGAAGUAUAUAAAGUCAAAGCUGACUUACUGGAAAAGGUAUUGAAUAUGCCAUGUGCAUCAGUUACCAUUGAUCCCCAUAUUUUCUGCUAUCUACAGCAUGUAGAUAAUAAAACAAUGUCAGAGACAUUAUUCACUAGCAAAAAAAUUAAUACUUUUUAUGAGCUUGGGGAUGAUACUAUGUUACUAUUUGGAGAUGCUCCCAAGGAUCUUUUAGAAGCAGAAGAGCAAAUAAAGGCAGAGUUAGACUAUGAGUGUAUCCAUGUGGAGGACAGUGAGGCCAUUAAAAAGGAGCAGUGGAGGAGUCUUCUUGCCUCCUUGUGUAAGAAGUACAAUUCUUCCCAGGAAACUGUAGUCAUUGAUGAACUUGCUGGAAAAGAAAAUAAAGUGAUUAUUUCUGGCUUUUCUAAGGCUGUUACAGAAGUUUCUGAAAAACUUAAUGAUUUUAUAGAUAGAAACACACACGUGGAAAAAGUAGUCCCGGCUAAGUCGGUGGUGGUAGUGCAGUUUGUAGAGAAGGAAAAAUCUGGUGUUUAUCUUGAAUUGAGGAAGAAAGGUGUGACAGUGCAUUUUGACACCAAGGCACUGUGUAUUUCCCUGAGCGGACCAAGGGCAGAAGUGCCAAAAGCAGUCACCAUGUUUGAAAAAAUUCUCUCAUCCCUUUACUCAAAAAAUGUGCCAAUUGAUAAACCAGGAGCCAAAGAGUUCUUCACUGAGAGGAAAGAUUCAUGUGUUCUUGAGGCAAAGCAGAAAUUUAGCUGUUUGAUUAGGCUGGAAGAAGAAGAGCAACAACAACAACAGAAGGGUGAAAAAGUUGGUGAUAAAGAGAAAAGAAAGCUCUACUGCAAGAAAAAGCUGCCAGGUGGAGUUGUAGUAGCAGUGUAUAAAGGUAACUUGUGUGAUUAUCCUGUUGACAUUGUGGUAAAUGCAUCUAAUGAAGACUUGAAACACAUCGGUGGCCUUGCUGAGGCACUGUUAAAAGCAGCUGGUCCAGAGCUGCAACAGGAGUGUGACAAGCUGGUGAGGAGGAACGGGAGUUUGCAGCCUGGGUGCGCAGUUAUCACUGGCGCUGGGAAACUCCCCUGCAAGAACAUCGUUCAUGCUGUUGGGCCGAGGUGGAGGAAUGAUGGAGAAGAAGAAUGCGUGUGCUUGUUAAAAAAAACAGUGAAGAAAAGUCUACAGCUAGCCGAAACAUACAAUCAUCAUUCCAUAGCUCUGCCUGCCAUAAGCGGAGGGAUUUUUGGCUUCCCCCUGGAACUGUGUACAUAUUCGAUUGUAUCCUCCAUCAAAGAGACCUUGGAAGAAUCCAUGGGGGACAGCAGCUUGAAGGAGAUUCAUCUUGUGGAUGAUGUGGAAGAAAGAGUCCAGGUUCUGAGUGAGGCAGUAAAUAAAGUCUUUACAGCUAAAUCACCCAUCCCAAUACUGCAGAUGCCACGCUCAGAAAAACAUAAGCUGAGAGAAAGCCAGAAGGAGAAGAGAAAAGAGGAUCUGCAGAUGGCUAGAGAUGAUCCGCGGAUGAUUACAACAAACGAAGGACUUCGCAUCCGAGUAGAGGAGAAAAACGUUCAGGAAGCCACGACGGAUGUUAUUGUCAACAGUGUUGGCACAGAUCUGAAGUUUGGCGUGGGGCCUCUUUGCAAAGCCUUGCUGGAAAAGGCUGGACCAGCGCUCCAAGUGGAGUUUGACAAAGAAGAACAAAGCCAGAUUGCUGCUCAAGGGAGUGUGCUCUGCACCAGUGGAUAUGGUCUGCCCUGCAAGUCCGUGCUUCAUGCCAUACUUCCCACAUGGGAUGGAGGAAAAGGACAGACCCUGAAGAUCCUAGAAGAUAUAAUCAAUUCCUGCUUGAAGAAAACUGAAGAACUUGGACUGAAAUCGAUCACUUUCCCAGCUAUUGGAACUGGAGGAUUUGGAUUUCCUAAAGUCGUUGUUUCUAAGUUAAUGUUUGAUGUGGCAUUCAAGUUCAGUAGCAGUCACACUCGGAAGACUCUCAAGGAAGUUCAUUUUGUCUUGAAUCCAAAAGAUGUGGAUAACGUUCAGACAUUUACCAGUGAACUAGAACGUAGGGUAGCUGGAAGGUGCAAUGCUGCAGCACCACGAUCAGGUUUCAUUAGGCAUGUUUCAACUGAAGUAUUGGGAGUUCAUGAAAUGCAGAUUGGUUCCAUUACACUGCAAGUAAUUAGUGGAGAUAUUACCAAGGAAGAUACUGAGGUUAUUGUAAACAUAUCAAAUCCAACAUUCAAUGCCACAUCAGGAGUCUUCAAAGCAAUUAUGGAUGCUGCUGGUUCCCAGGUAGAAGAAGAAUGUGCUCAGUAUGCUGGGCAGUCUCAAAGUGGCUUUAUUAUUACACAAGGCGGGAAACUGUUGUGCAGUAAAAUCAUCCACUUGAUUCACGAUAACGACAUCAAGAGUCAGGUCUCCAAAGUGCUUAACACGUGUGAGCUACGGAUGUACACAUCAGUUGCUUUCCCAGCAAUUGGAACAGGUCAAGCAGGACAGAGUCCAGCAAAGGUAGCUGAUGACAUGUUGGAUGCUAUAGUGGAAUUUGCAAGCAAAAGAUCAGUACAGCAUUUGAAAAAAAUUAAAAUCGUCAUCUUCCAGACAAAGAUGCUCAGAGACUUUUAUGAAAGCAUGAAGAAAAGAGAAGAUUCAGAUCCGUCUACAGCAGAUUCAUGGAUGUCUCGGUUUAAAUCAUUUUUUUGGGGCAAAACCCAACCCACUGAGAAGAAAAAGCCCAUGGUUUUGGAGAAGAAAGUUGAUCUGGCCACAUUUCAAAUUUGUGGAGAAAGCCAAAAAAAUGUGGAUGCAACUGAGUCCUGGAUAAAGAAUUUAAUUUUAAAGGAACAGUUUGAAAACAUUAUUUCAGAUGAGCGAAUUGAAAACUUUGAUGAGAGUCAAAUUAACACUUUGGCAGAUCUCCAGAGAAGAAAGCAUGUUACCAUUCAGAUUGAAAAUAAACUUUCCCCCCCUCACAUUAAAAUUUCUGGUAUUAGCAGGGACGUCUGUUUUGUUUCUGUGGAAGUUCAAAAAAUGAUCAAAAAUAUGAAGGAUAUUGAAGAAGAACAAUCCAAGGCAGAACUUGUUUAUAACCUGGUAGAAUGGAGAUAUCUAGGAAGAAAUGAUAGCUUUGUUGCUUUUGACAAACUGACAAAUAUGCAGCUAGAGGAUGCCAAAAUAGCUAAAAAACCACAUCUCACUGUCAAAAUUAACAAGAAGAACUACAAGGUGGAUCUGAAUACUCUACAGGGUAUAGAUGACCAAGGAAGAACUAUAAAAGUUCAACGUGUGCCAAAGAAUGAAGAUAAGCAGUUAAUAGAGUUACCUGCGCAGUGGGAUGACAUGCGAAAGGAACUGGUCAAACUGGUAAAGCUCAAGCCAUCACAUCAGGAAUAUCUGGAAGUUGAGACCAAAUUUAAGAAAACCUGUCCCGGCUUUGUCAUAGAGAAGAUUGAAAGAAUACAAAAUCCCUUCCUCUGGCAGCAAUACCAAAUUAAAAAAAAAUCUCUCUGUACGAAGAAUGGAAGUCAAAAUAAUGAGAAGUUGCUAUUUCAUGGGACAGCUUCAUCCUCAUUGAGCACAAUCAACUACAAUGGAUUUAAUCGUGGGUUUGCUGGAAAGAAUGCUGCAGCCAUUGGAAAUGGAACCUACUUUGCUGUUGAUGCACGUUAUUCUGCUCAGGACACUUAUUCCGUAUUGGAUCAGGAUGGCAGAAAAUACAUGUACUUGGCUCGGGUCCUCACUGGGCAGUACUGUGCUGGGAGCAAAGGACUAAUCACUCCACCACCAAAAAACCCAGCAGAUCCUACUGACCUGUAUGACAGCGUGGUUGAUAAUGUGAAUAAUCCAACGAUGUUUGUCAUAUUUAAUGACAUUCAGGCAUAUCCUGAACACCUCAUUACUUUCAGAAAAUAG